UCUACAUUUAUCUACUAACACUAGAGUAAUAAAAAUAUAUAAAAUGAAAACUUUUAUUCUCCUUGCUGCCCUGGCAUCAACAAUAUCAGCCUCAAUUCUUCCAAUCAAGUUAAACUUCAAUGGAAAAUAUACACCAAGCUUGAAAGGAGUUUCUAACUGUGCCGGACAUGAGAAUGAUGUAAUGACUGUAGCUCCAGGAGGAAGUAUGCCCGAUGAAGUUUGUAUGCCUGGAUCUAUGCAGAUGGAUGUUGUUACUAAAUUUACAGAAGAUAUGCCUACUGACCUUAUAUUGAAAUUGGACCUUAACAAGCUGGACCCCUUCCCUAUGACCGUUCCCUGCCUGAACGGUAUCGGUUCAUGUGAAUACGAGCUCUGUCCCAUGAUUGUCGACAUGGCUGACACCCUGUGUCCCCAUUUCCCCCCUACCCAGCCCUGUGGUUGCCCCCUUCUAGCUGGAGACAUGGCUCUCAGUGGAUUAGAAAUUCCAGUUCCUGACAUGGGACUUCUUGGUGUUGUGAUGGCAGGAGGAUACGAGGCUACAGCAACAUUCUACGGAGCCUCAAACAAGGACAAGGUCCUAGGCUGUCUUAACCUUACUUUUACACUCAAGGACUGCUGAACAUUCAUCUAGUAUCACUGAACAUUCAUCAAGGACGACUGAACAUUCAUUUAGGAUUACUGAACAUGGAUCCAGGAUUAAUAAACAUUGAUCCAGGAUUAUGAACAUGGAUCCAAGAUUAAUGAACAUUGAUCCAGGAUUAAUGAACAUUGAUCCAGAAUGAACAUUGAUCCAGAAUUAAUGAACAUGGUUCCAGGAUUAAUAAACAUUGAUCCAGGAUUAAUGAACAUUGAUCCAGGAUUAAUGAACAUUGAUCCAGAAUUAAUGAACAUGGAUCCAGGAUUAAUGAACAUUGAUCCAGGAUUAAUGAACAUUGAUCCAGGAUUAAUAAACAUUGAUCCAGGAUUAAUAAACAUGGAUACAGAAUUAAUGAACGUGGAUCCAGGAUUAAUGAACAUUAAUCCAGAAUUCAUGAACAUGGAUCCAGGAUUAAUAAACAUUAAUCCAGGAUGAAUGAACGUUGAUCACGAUUAAUGAACAUUGAUCUUGAAUUAAUAAGCAUUGAUCCUGGAAUUAUGAACAAUGAUCCAGGAUCAAUAAACAUUAAUCCAGAAGUCUUAAAUAUUUUAUUUAUUUUUUAUACUAUAAUUUAUGUAUGCAUGAAAUAAAGUUAUGACAGCAUUUUAGUUUUCGUCGAACAAAAAAUAUAUUGUUUUUGAGGUUCG
Molecule: messenger RNA, 1284 nt
Organism: Eurytemora carolleeae
Lineage: Eukaryota; Metazoa; Arthropoda; Copepoda; Calanoida; Temoridae
Product: ganglioside GM2 activator
Exons: 8
Coding region: 44-619 (191 amino acids)
Biological process (GO): lipid transport; ganglioside catabolic process
Cellular component (GO): cytoplasmic side of plasma membrane
Molecular function (GO): lipid carrier activity; enzyme activator activity
Source: RefSeq, a predicted model, not a curated record